Molecule: messenger RNA, 1717 nt
Organism: Salvia hispanica
Lineage: Eukaryota; Viridiplantae; Streptophyta; Magnoliopsida; Lamiales; Lamiaceae
Product: UDP-glycosyltransferase 86A1-like
Molecular function (GO): UDP-glycosyltransferase activity
Source: RefSeq, a predicted model, not a curated record
UAGUCAACAUCCAACAAAUUUGCACCUUAUUAUAUAGAGCACGUACUUGAUUUGUUUCAAAUUUAUACUAGUGAUUGAAAAAAAAAGAAUAUGAAGAAAAUCAAAGAAAAGCCUCAUGCACUGAUGUUUCCCUACCCUCUCCAAGGGCAUGUGAUUCCAUUUGUAAACCUAGCCAUCAAGCUUGCCUCAAAUGGCUUCACAAUCACCUUCAUCAACACCCACUCCAUCCACCAGCAAAUCUCCCGGUCGCGCGGCCUCGGCCCCGGCCAAGACAUCUUCCUCGAGUCCCGUGAAAAGGGGCUCGACAUUCGUUAUGCCACGGUCACGGACGGCUUCCCACUAGCGUUCGAUCGGUCCCUCCACCACGACCAGUUCUUCGAGGGGAUCUUGCACGUGUUCCCAGCACACGUGGAUGACCUAGUUGGUGGAAUGGUACUCAACGACCCAUCGAUCAACACGUUGAUCGUUGACACGUUCUACGUGUGGCCCUCUUCGAUUGCCCGGAAGUAUAAUCUUGUCAACGUGUCGUUCUUCACCGAGCCGGCACUUGUCCUCACCUCCUAUUACCAUGUCCAUCUCCUCAAGGAGAAUGGCCAUUUCGCUUCACUGACUGGAAAUCGGUCCGAUGGAAUUGAGUAUAUUCCGGGAGUAACAUCCAUAGCGACUACGGAUUUACCUUCGUAUCUUCAAGCAGAAGACGAUAUCAAUACGCCCGUGCAUCGGAUCCUCGACCGAUGCUUCAAAGACGCGAAGAAGGCCGAUUUCAUGCUAUGCAACACGGUCCAAGAGUUGGAACAAGACACAAUCUCCGCCCUGCAACAAAUCCAGCCAUUCCACGCGAUCGGGCCGGUUUUCGCACCAGAGUUCACCAAGAACCGGAUCUCGACCAGCCUCUGGGCCGAGGCGGACUGUGCCACGUGGCUCGACAGCAAGCCACGUGGCUCAGUUUUAUACAUCUCUUUCGGAAGCUAUGCUCACACUAGCAAACAUGUGAUUGAUGAGGUGGCAAAUGGCCUAUUGAUUAGUGGGGUCCACUUCAUAUGGGUGCUCCGCCCUGACAUAGUCAGCUCAGAGCACCCCGAGGUCCUGCCCGCCGGUUUCGAGCUUCGGGUCGAGGGCCGUGGGCUGAUCGUACAGUGGUGCGAUCAGCUUGAGGUUCUCUCUCACCCAAGCGUCGGGGGGUUUCUGACGCACUGUGGAUGGAACUCGAUUCUCGAGAGCAUAAAGUGCGGUGUCCCGUUGAUAUGUUAUCCCUUGUUGACUGACCAGUUCACUAAUAGGAAAUUGGUGGUGGAUGUUAUGAAGAUUGGGAUUAAUUUGUGUGACAACAAAUCAACACCGUUGAGGAAAGGUGUUGCUGAGAGAGUUGAUUAUUUGAUGAAGUCACAAGAGAUAAGGCAAAAAAUCAAAGAAGUUGGCAAAAUAUUAGUUGAUGCAAUGGGUGGUGAUGGCUCUUCAGUGGUUAAUUUCAAUCAAUUUGUGGAAGAUCUAACGGCCAAGAUUGCUUCAGUAAAGAGUGUUUGAUUAAGGACAAUUGAGGGGUCAAAUCCAAUUGUUUAGUUUAUGUCUAUCUUUUUUGGGUUUUGUAGUAUUAUAGUAUCUUGGAUGCUUGGGUCAAAUUGUUGGAAUCUCGAAUAUUGUAAAAUGAUAUUUUAUGUUUGUGUUUUACUCCAUAUUGGAAGCGGUUGAUGUGAAAGGGAAUAUUGUUUUUAAUUAA